Molecule: messenger RNA, 528 nt
Organism: Panicum hallii
Lineage: Eukaryota; Viridiplantae; Streptophyta; Magnoliopsida; Poales; Poaceae
Product: mitotic apparatus protein p62-like
Exons: 2
Coding region: 1-528 (175 amino acids)
Source: RefSeq, a predicted model, not a curated record
AUGGCCGGAGGGGUGGGUUCCCACGGCAACCCGGGACGGCGGCGAGGGGAGGAGCUCAUCGGCGAGGGGAAUGCAGUGCUCAAGGGCGGCGAUGAAGGGGCUGAGUAUGAUCCCAUUGCCGCCUACGAGGCCUGCGCUCCUCUGCAUUGGGAUAUACAGGAGUGGGAUGUAGAGGAGUGGGAUUUCCAGGUUUGGUCAGAGGAUGAUGAAUCCCUGACCGACGGUGAAGAUCUCCAGCUCCCGCUCGGCGGGGAGCUGGAUGAAGACGACGAGGAUGACAUGUCCUGGGAGGGGGACUUCUCCUCGGAGGAGGAAGAAGUCCAUACCCCAUCAACCGAGGAGGACUCAGUGGCAGGAGGCUUCCUGCUUGGUGGGUCGUCGGAGGACGAUGAUGAUGAUGAUGAUGAAGACAGCAGCGGCUAUAGCAGCAACAACGGCGGAGAUGAUGGCGGCAGCGACGACUACAGCGACGCCAGCGCGGCCCCUCCGAUCAAGCGCUGCAAAGUCUUAGGCACCUACUUGUGGUAG